UCGACACACGCAACUUGACACUUUUGUUUUGUGUUUAAUUUUAUACGCUCUUCGGGUCGUUAUGGAGACGGAAGUUGAGGGGAAGAAAUCAAAUAAUUUUACGAUAGCCGCUUUGAUUGGGGAAAAACGAUGUGCUGACGAAUUUUCUGACAAUAUCGAACCGUUAAAAAAACUAGUCGAAAAUACAGGUGAAAAUGAUGAAACCGAGAAAAACUCUUGUAUUAGUUCUGGUAGCGAAAAGAUGGUUGGAAUCAAAUGCAAAUUGGAGACAAUAGAAUUAUGGGAAAAAUUCCAUGAACUCGGAACGGAAAUGAUUAUAACAAAGUCGGGAAGGCGGAUGUUUCCAACGUUACGCGUUUCCUUUGGAGGGAAGGGAUUAUUAAAUAACGAAAAGUAUUCCGUCCUCCUCGAUAUCGUCGCAGUGGACGCAAAGCGUUACAGAUACGCUUAUCAUAGAUCGUGCUGGCUAGUUGCCGGAAAAGCGGAUCCCGCCUUACCCAAUCGGUUUUAUCCUCAUCCAGACUGCAAUAUUAUGACUGGAGAGCAGCUAUCAAAACAAUCAAUUUCAUUUGAAAAAGUUAAAUUAACCAACAACAUGUUGGACAGAAAUGGACAUAUUAUGCUGAAUUCUAUGCAUAAAUAUCAGCCAAGAAUCCAUCUAGUGAGGCGGAAAGAGGGAGAAACGAAGGCGAUAAAGAACCUCGAGGGCGAAGAGUACAGGACAUUUAUUUUUCAAGAGACAGAAUUUAUUGCAGUGACAGCUUAUCAGAAUCAAUUGAUAACAAAACUAAAAAUCGAUAGUAACCCUUUUGCCAAAGGGUUCCGUGAUUCGACUCGGUUGAGCGACAAUCAUGACGCUGAUGGAGCGAAAAUAUCUUUAGCCUCAACGAAUCUUUUGCAGACUCCUUCCUUCGCAGAAACUGGUAAGAUUUUGUCACGCUCUUCUUUCUGACAACCAUCAAUCAUUAUCUAUAUGCUAAAGAUGUAUACAUCCUAUUACUAACAAUAUGGCACUGUGUAUGCUCUUUGUAAGAACCUUGUUAAGUUGUUAUUGUUAAUUUCUUUACUUUUUUUAUUUAAUUAGGUUUAAUAGUUACAAAUUAACUUUAGAGCUAUCCUUGCAAACUACAUUUUUUACAAAGUAGUAUACUAUUCUCUGAAGUAUAUGCAUGCUUAUAGUUUAUCAGACAAAAGCAUGGCCUUGUUUUUCUAAUGUUAGAUAAAGAUAUGCACAUCUAGCUAUAUUGUCUUAUCAGUAAACUAUACGGUGCAGUUUGUACUUAUAAAUCUCUAUAAGGGGCGUCUGGUUUAUCUUACUGUUACUAUCAAUUAAGACAAAAUGCACUCUCGUAUUUCCAUAUUUUUAAUAUUCGUCUAAACAGUAGAGUGACACUUUUUCAUCAAUAAUGUUAAAUAAGCAUUAAUAUAUCUAGUCUAUAUACCCACCGAGACGAUCCCUUGUCCAUUGUAUUUAAAGUCUCAUCACGCAACUAAGCAGCUUUUCUUUUCUUAUAUAUUUCUAGAUGCAGAAGCCUAUGCUAAUUGGAGGCAACUCAGCAAUUUUAAUUAUCUACCAUGGCCCUACGGUGCAACACUGGCAGAAAGGUCAAGGUCCCUGGCAGCUCUUUACCACCCCUUCUUUUGGCCUCAUCCUACUGAUCAGGAGGAAAAUAACUCAUCUUCAUCUCAUCGUUACCAUCCCUAUUUAUUCAAAUGACCAUGAAAGAAUUAAACAAAAACUUUAAAGUAAAUAAAAAAGAACUCUUUUACAAAAAAAAACUACACAGUCGAUUUAAAACCGAUUCACCAUUCAAGUCGCUCAGCGUGAAAUUCACGUCGCCGGCGGUUGUUUACGCCGCAAUUUCUUCCCCUUAGGAAGCGUAAAAAUGUAUUUACAAAAGGCGCAGCUUUCCUAUACUUAAACUAUAAAAAUUUUUGGGCAAGGUGGUAGAAAACUGGUCUGUUAUAUAUUUCGUUUUUUCUUUUAUGGCUUUCAGCAUGGCUCUUUUAAAGUUUUAUCAUUUAAAAACAAUGGAUAAAAAGAGAAAUUACUUUAAUUUAAAGUUAUUGGCUAUUUGUUUUUUAUCUUAUUUCUGACUAAUUUAUUACUGUAAGAUGUUUCUGUUAUGAGAAAAACUUAUUCUUACUUACUUUUCUAUCUCUCUUUCCCUGCAUUCUCUCUCUUUCUCUCUCACUCUUCCUAUUUAACUUACUCAAAUCUUUACUCUCUUCCUUCCUUCCUUUCUUUCAGCUCUUUUCUCUUUCUCUCCCUGUCUCUCCCUUAAAAAAAACUAAGAGGGCUGUGAUAAGUCUUAAGUACAAUAUAAAAAAAUUUAUUUCAUCAUUAUUCAGUAGUGUAUAUUCAAAUUAAAUUAAUUUAUUACUAAACAUUUGUUGCAAAAAUUGAAUGAAAAGUAAAUAAUUUAUUAUUUUUUAUGCAACUUAUAAAGACUUUUGUUUUCUGUUAAAAACGAAAAUUAUAUAAUAAUAAAAAAUUGAUCGAG
Dimorphilus gyrociliatus is the source of this 2504-nucleotide messenger RNA. The record is from the annotation of a GenBank genome assembly. Lineage: Eukaryota; Metazoa; Annelida; Polychaeta; Dinophilidae.